Molecule: messenger RNA, 6518 nt
Organism: Drosophila gunungcola (fruit fly)
Lineage: Eukaryota; Metazoa; Arthropoda; Insecta; Diptera; Drosophilidae
Gene: Pcf11
Exons: 12
Coding region: 226-6126 (1966 amino acids)
Biological process (GO): termination of RNA polymerase II transcription
Cellular component (GO): mRNA cleavage factor complex; cytoplasm
Molecular function (GO): RNA polymerase II complex binding; mRNA binding
Source: RefSeq, a predicted model, not a curated record
GGUCACACUUAGGAAAGUAACUCAUCAAAAAUACAUCGCAGUUGUUACGUGAAAGUUUUCAAACGCUAAUUUUUAUAUAUUGACAGUGCUUUUAUGAAAUUUUUCUUUGCAAAAGUGUCUGGCAGUGAUUGUACAAAUGUAUUAGCGUAAAAGCCAAAACCAAACAACUGCGAUUAACGUAAACCAAAAAAUUGAUCGACAGUAGAUCAAGAAGCGGAGUCCAGAAUGGAUCAGCUAUUUCAGAGCUACCGCGACGAUGAGCGAAGGAUCGGCGAGGAGUACCUGUCCAGCCUGCAGGAUCUUAACUGCAACAGCAAGCCGCUCAUCAAUAUGCUCACCAUGCUCGCCGAGGAGAACAUCAACUACGCCCAAAUCAUCGUCAAAGUGGUGGAAUAUUACAUCAGCCAGGUGGCGCCCGAAUUUAAAUUGCCCAUACUAUAUUUAAUUGAUUCGAUAGUAAAGAACGUGAAAAGCAGCUACGUCCAAUUGUUUGGGCAAUGCAUUGUCAACAUAUUUCUCCACGCCUUUGAAUCGGUUCAGCACUCGCAGACUCAGGUUUUGGAGAAGGUGCGUGAGCGCAUGUAUGCCCUGCGGCAGACUUGGAAUGAGGUCUUCCCGCCCUCCAAGAUGUACGCCCUGGAUGUGAAGGUGAAGCGCCUGGAUAACAACUGGCCCAUCACCGCCAAACAGCCAACUAACAAAAUCCAUGUCAAUCCGGCCAUUCAUGUGAAUCCGGACUUUCUGAAAACGGGCAUGGUUCCUGUAAUGCCCGUUAACCCCACAUUGCCCAGCGACAUGGAGGAGAUACUCCAAGCCAAGACUCGCGAACUGCUGGAGCUCAAGAAGCGUAAACUCGAACUUGAGCUGGAACAGACCAAAAAGCAUUUAGAGGAGCAGGAGCGUCAGCUUAACCAGGCCACUGACGCGAUGGCUGUGGCUCCGAUAAUUAUGCCUGCCCCGACUGUAACUGCCAUUCGUCCGCCCAUGAUGGAUUCCGCGUUGGCUAUGCGUAACCCACGAGCUCCGGGAGCAAUGGGCACUGCUGGCCCCAUAAUGCCCAAUAUGCCAGUAGCACAGCAGCAGUUUACCAACAAGCCAAAAGUUAAUCCUGUCAAUCCGGCACUGCUCAACUCUGUGCGCCAACGAGAUCCGCGACUAGCGCGUCAAAUGCAGUCGCAGGCCUCGCAUCCGGCAGCUCCCGCACGUUCCGAUCCUCGCCUGGAUGCCAAGUCAAGCUCAUCACAGAAAUCUAGUCGUUCGCGCAGUAAAUCGCCAGUACGCAACAGCAGCAGUCGCUCAGGAAAGAGUGGAAACUCUCAUCACAGCACCAACUCUUCGAGCCGCAAGCGUAGCGAGUCCAAGAGCUCCACUGCCUCCUCAUCCUCGUCGGGUUCCGACGUGCGACACAAAAGCGGCAACAACAGCAGCAGCUCCAACCAGUCGCCGGUGAAGCGUUCUGGCAAGCAUUCAUCCAAGGAGCAGUCGGAUCGCUACGCUCGCAAUGGCUCGCCCACGGGAUCCUCGAAGCGCAAGAGCAGCUCGCCGAGUAGUUCGCCUUCGAAGUCAAAGCGUAGUGCAUCACACAAAGCCUCCACAUCUUCGUCGCGAGGAAAACCAUCGUCGGGACGAUCGCGCAGUCGAUCUCCAGUCUUCAUGGACGUGGAUCUGCGCAGCGGAGUCCGCAGCAAGUCACCAGAAUCGAAGGCAGUGGCUCCAACAUCUCUACCUCAGGUGGCCGCAUCUUCAGCAGCUAAAGCACCAAAUGAUUUAGAGAAACGCCCUCCUCCAGCUCCUCCAAGUCCGCCGAUUAUAGAUGUAUCGAGUAUGGACAUUGACUUGAGGCGGCCCAAGACGCCGCCUCCCCCGACAUUCGACUCAUCGGAGAGCCUCGACAAGAAGGAUACAAUUAGCAGCAACAUCAGCAGCACAAUAAUACUAGCUAGUGGCGCCUCCAACGCCUCCCCGUCAGCCGCGUCCACUUCCAAAUUGCCCGCAAAAGUGUCGUUCAAAAUACAAAAACAGUUUAAUAAAUUAGACAAAUCUACAGCGAAUCUAUCAACAGCAUCACUGCUAAAUUCGAAUUCCACGACUUCAGCAGCCACAGCGGCAUCGUCAACGUCAGCAGCAUCAGUCCCAGCUGCCUCUCUAGUCAGGCAACCGUCGCCCAGUCCCUCGUCCUCUUCCGUCUCCUCGCAGGGUAAUGUAUCGGACGCCCUCCAGCAGUCGAUCAACAAGUUGCUACAGGUGCAAGGUGCCGCCGAAAAGCGUCCCGCCGAUGCACAGCCGCCGGAGAUCGACGACGAGGAGCAACCGCCGCAGCAGAAGCGCAGCAAAUCAACCAAACUGGACGCUCUCUUUGGCAGUGAGGAUGUAGACCUGCGUCGCGAAAUUCCAUCUGUUAAGCCAGGCGUUAUUGUGGUUGAGGACGAUUCUAUGGAUAGCUGCGAUGUGAGCAAGCCAACAAAGAAAUCUAGUUCGCCUCCGAAGAAGGCUACUUUGGAGGAGCUGCGUGCCAGAUUGACAAGUGCGGUUCGUCUUCAGAAUAAACAGGGCAAGCCUGAUAAGGGCAAGGAUCAGGCUGUGUCGCAGCGCCUCAAGCAGCUGUCUCAGUUGAAGGACAACGAUGAUUCUCAGGAGGCGCACGACGAGAAGGUCCGCACAAUUCUCAGCCAGGCUCAGGAGAUGUACGAGAAUCACAGCAUGAACCAGGAACAGUACAAGGAUCUUGUCCAGAAAGUGGUGGCCAUUAAUGAGAACAGCAAACUGAAGGAGUCCCGUCGCCGAGACGAUGAUCUCGACUUGGAACGCAAUGCAGCGAGGGAUGCAGUGCUUCGCAAGCGCAUUCCCAAGCUGAAGGGCAACGAGAAUCAUUCCUCGGGCUCGCCACGUAGCGAUGGUUCGCCCAGGUACGAGGAUCCGCCCGCACCUGCUCAGGAGAAAGCCUCCAACAAAAGGGAUAAGCCAAAGCGGGACCUUAAGCGGCGCAAGCCCAGCAAAUGGGGUGAACAAGUGGAUCCUGCGACCGCACAACGAACUGCCUGGGCAAUGGGCAAUGCCAACAAUAAUAGUAAUAACAACAACAUCAAUAAGCGAGGAGCUAUUCAAAUACCUGUCCAGCCGCAGCCUGGAUUCCGAGGCAUGCCUUGGCAACAGCCGCCACCCAUGGUGAUGUCUGGAGUGCCACCGCCACCGCAACCGCCCUCGAUGAUGGGUCUGCCGCCGGUGCCGCCGGUGACGAUGACCAAGGCCAUAAACUCCCUGGACAAUCCCAUGGCAGAUGUGGUGCGCAGCAUCACGAUCGACGGGGGAUCCAAAGAGAUUCGCUUCUACAACCAGGUGGCCAUCAUCUUCAUGGACGGCGAUCAGCCGCAUGAGAUUGGUUUCCAGCAGGGUCAGCGCGUGAUCCUAAUUGAUCACAAUGAACCACUGCCGCUGAGCUUCAACGACGACUACAAGCCGUUCCAGUUGGAUGGACAGCUCCAUCGGAUCCGCUUCGGCUUCCCAUCGCGCGAACUCUACAUCGACGACCACUGGUAUGAGAUUUACUUCGGUGGUCCGCCCGUCUCCCUGCCCAUUGGAAAUAAACUGCAUGUGGUCAAGGCAGAGGGUCCGCCACCCAACGUGGAUAUCGGCCGAGUGCGACGAGACCUGGUUGUGGGCAAGAUCAAUAUGAUUGUGGAUGCUCACAAUAUCGUGCCGCUCUUCCUGGACGCCAGACAGCAGACCUUCCAGCUGGGAGCCGAGCAGCAUUCGCUGCAGUUUGUGGACAGUUUCCAAUACGCCUUGCUGGACGGGCAGCUGCAGAAGAUCGAGUACGGUGGCCUGCCGAAGGGAAUGACCUUAAACGGCGGUCGCAGCUGCUUUGUUAGGUUUGGCACGCUGCCCAAAGGUGUCACCGCCGGAAAGACGCAUGUGGCGGACAUGGUUUAUAUUAAGACUGAAGCUCCUGCAGAGCCACCGCAGCCUCCGCCAAUGAUUGUGAAGCCGCCGCCCGUGGUGGAGCAACCGAAAGCAGCUCCUGCUGCUGCUGCGCCUCUUUCCAUGCCAGCCGCCGCCGCCGCCUUGGAGAGCUUGAACAUCAACGAUCUGUUCCAGAAGCUGGUUUCGUCUGGCAUAAUAGGUGGAGCUGCUGCAGUGCCAGCUGUGCCAGCUGCGGACUCGCCAGCGACCAAGGAAGCACCUGCCACUGCCACCGAAGCCUCAACGGCAGCUACUCCGGCUCCAGUGCCUGCUGGUCCACCCAUGGAGCCCAUCAAGCGCAUUGAUCUCCACAAGCCAGAAACGAUCAAGACCAGGCAGGCUGCGGUGGUGGCCACUCUUUACCUGGGAAUGCAGUGCAGCAGCUGUGGAGUGCGUUUCCCGCCAGAGCAAACCAUCAAGUACAGCCAGCACUUGGACUGGCACUUCCGUCAGAACAGAAGAGAGCGGGAUUCGACCAGGAAAGCCACGUCACGACGAUGGUAUUAUGAUCUCAACGACUGGCGGCAAUACGAGGAGAUCGAGGAUGUGGAGGAGCGGGAGAAGAACUUCCUGGAGGCUCAGGGCCAGCCCGGAGGAAUUGAGACUCUCGAGGAGCUGUCGCAGCAACGGUCGCUGGACUCACCCGUGCCAACGUGUGCCGCCGGAACAGAUGAUGUGGAUCACUGCUGCGACAUGUGCCACGAGAAGUUCGAACAGUUCUACAACGAAGAGCUCGAGGAGUGGCAUCUGCGUAGCGCCAUCCGUGUGGAGGAUAAGAUAUACCAUCCUCUGUGCUACGAGGACUACAAGGCCUCGUUGAAUCCUCCGGCGGAGGUUAAGUCCGACAAGGAUGUGGACAUGAACAACACCGAUGAUAAUGCCAUGGACACGCUGAUCAAACUGGAGGAUGACGAUGAUGAUGUUGAAGGUGCCGCUAAACCGUCACAGACUAUUUUGGAUGACGAUGACGACGAUGUCAUUGUGCUGCCCAAUGAAGAGCCCAGUGUCACGGAAAUUGUCGACGACGACGACGAUGACGAGUAUGUUCCGGGCAAUGUGACUCGAGCGGACAUGGGCAACGAAUCCCAAGACAAAACAGAGCCCAACUCCGAGACAAAGGAACCGGAGAAGGACAAAGAGCAGCAAGGAGAACAACCCCAGAGCGAGUCGGCCAACGAGUCGGAUGUGGAGAUCCAAGAGCCACACAUUCCGUUCACCGAUCUGGACACCUAUGUGGAGAAGGAGAUGGACGAGGCCACCAAGGCGGCGCUGCUCAACGUGAAGAUCAAGGAGGAGCCCAAGGAUGAGUACGAGGAGGACGAGGACGAUGGCUUUGAGGACGUGGGCACGGUGGUGUCACUGUUGCCCCUGCCCGAAGACGAGAUCUCCAUCCACAGCAGCGAAACUCAAACGCACACCAUCGGCUCGUCGGCUUCGCCGGCCACCAUUGAGCGGCCCGCAUCGGUGACCUCGCUCUCCCUGCCCGCCAACGAGGCGGACGAGGUGGAGCAGGCAGAUGCGACGGCCACGGCGGAGGCGGAACUGAACGGAGAGAAGCAGGAGUCCACCCAUAACCUGAGCGCUGUGGGUCCGGCGUUACCUUUGGCUAGCAUAGUUAAUAAAAUAAAGAUAAAUAUCACUAAGAAUACGAGUAGUAAUAGUCAUAAUAGUGCCUCCAACGCCACAACGACGGACUCGCAAGUCUCGGCCAUCAGCGUCAUCGGUGGAUCAGGAGGAGGCGGAGCAGCUGGUGGUGCAUCCGGAGCCGCAGAUUCAGCGCAGCAGGUGAACGCCAUUCAAACCAUUUCCACCAUUCCAGUGCUAUGCGGCGGCAACACGUUCGUGCCGAAGAUUGCGACAAGCAGCACUUCCUCCACCGUGAUCAGCUCUAUCUCGGUAAUUGGCAGCAGUUACGGCGGAAGCGGCAGCAGCAGCAGUAACAACGGGACAAGCAGCCGGAGCACUAGUUCCACCGCAUCCUCUGCAGCUGUGACGCUUCCGGCGGAUGCGGCCAGCCGGAAAUCACCCACUCCACCGCCCGCUGCCGUCGAGCCCGAACCGGAACCCGUCGUGGAGAUGAAGGAGGCGCUGCGGAGCGCCACGCUGAAGCGGACGAAGAAGGUGCAGAACGGCAUCGAAACGUCGGGCCUGUGCUCGAUUAUGUAAACUGCACGGCUCGGCAACCAAGCGAUAUUCCUAUUUAAUUUUUACUACGAUUACUUUUACACGUUACUUAGUUUUAGAUAGCCAGCGAGACGUUCUCCGCCGGAGAGCGGCGCCUCGUGCUCCGUAGGUACCCAGAUAUUUCACCGAUCCGGAACUUACACACACUCGUAUACAUUAUUUAUUACCGAAAACAGCAUCUGGCAAAAUUUAAUAAAAAGAUAAAUACACAGAAUAAAAACAGAGUAUACAUAAUUUGUGAUAAUUUUAUAACACUAGAAAACUAAUCAGAAUUCUUCAACUAUUAACAUCAAGCUUAACUAAUUUGUAAUAAUGCGUAUGUUUUUAUGCCGAAUUGAAAGAAUAAAAAGCGAAAUAAUGAAUUCAACAUCAAA